GCUGAUUUGUAAAUAAUUGCAAAAGCUUGUUUGUUGUUGCUUUGUGAAAACUAAUCAACAUGUCGACAGAGGAAAGUGGCGUACAUGAGGAAAUUUCCGAACGUCCGUUAGAUGACAACAACGAAACGUCAACAUCAUCUGUGAGAAGGCCCCAGAUGAGCUCGCUUCUUCAACGAUUGCACGAUGAACAUAAUACACCUGAUCCAAUUGCACAAUUUUCCUUUACUGUUGACGAGACUGAAAUAAAAGAUCAUCGACAAGUUUAUGUUGGAGUUCAUAUACCAAUAAAGCCUUCUCGGGCCCAUAGAAGUCACCAUCGUCGAAGUCAUCGUUAUCCAUCAACAAGCAAGAACAAACCGGGACGUCAAAGCAAUCCUAAGACGAAAACCCCAAAUGGAACUGCUGGUCAUCAACCGCCAGCGGAAAGGGUACGUUUCAUCCUUGGUGGAGAGGAAAAUGACGUUGAACAUGAAAUAUUCUCUGAAUUGCAUGAAUUAAAUGGUGAAGAAAGUGAAAAUGCAGAGUGGAAGCAAAUGGCAAGAUGGCUGAAAUUUGAAGAAGAUGUUGAGGAAGGUGGUGAUCGAUGGAGUAAACCGCAUGUGGCAACACUUUCAUUGUACAGUUUGUUUGAACUGCGCAGCUGUGUACUCAAUGGAACUGUUCUUCUUGAUUUGAAUGCUAGCCUUCUCACACAGAUUGCAGAUAUUAUCGUUGAUGAUAUGGUUGCCUCGAAGCAGUUAGAUUUUGGUCUUAAACUACGUGUUCGCGAUCUUUUAUUAAAGAAGCACAGACAUUUGCAUGAAAGAAGAAAAAGCACACAGAAAAAGAAAUCUUCGUUACGUGGAUCGAAGAAAGGUCAUGGCGACAAAGACGACAAGAACCAACAUGGUGGAAAGACCGAAGUGGAGACACCUGUUGAAGACCUGGAGUAUAUCAAGUUUCCCCACGUGCCAACUGCCUCUUUUUUAAUUGCGCAAGAAUUUGCUGCCGAAGAUGUUACGAACGAUCCCGAGUUGGCUAAGUACGACACUAACUUUAUGAAGAAAAUUCCAUCAGGAGCCGAGGGCUCUAUAGUGUUGGUUGGUGAAGCUGAUUUCCUUUCGAAGCCAAUCAACGCAUUUGUUCGUUUAGAAGAUGCUCAACUUCUUGGUGAUCUCUUGGAAGUGCCUUUACCUAUACGUUUCAUUUUCUUUAUGCUGGGACCUUCUGGGCAGCCUGGAAGGUAUCAUGAAGUAGGUCGAGCUAUUGCAACGCUUAUGUCUGAUGAGGUAUUUAAGGAUGUUGCUUAUAAAGCCGCUUGCCGUGAAGAUAUUGCAGCUGGUAUUGAUGAAUUUUUACAACAGGUUACAGUUCUUCCUCCUGGGGAAUGGGACCCAUCCAUUCGUAUUGAGCCACCCGCCAGCGUGCCCUCGCAAGAAAAUCGUCGAGUACAGCAGUACUUGUGUGAUAGUGAUAAGAAUGGUAAGGAAAACGGCAUUGGAUCUCAUGGGAAUAAUGGCGGAGGCGAUGACGGUGAAGGUCAUGGCGGUGAAGAGCUUUUUAAAACCGGAAGGUUUGGCGGUGGAUUAGUCGUGGACAUCAAGAGAAAGAAGAAAUGGUACAAGUCGGAUUUUCUUGACGCCUUAAAUAGUCAGUGUUUAGCGAGUAUUUUGUUCAUUUACUUUGCUUGCCUCGCUCCCAUUGUCACAUUUGGUGGUGUCAUGGAAAUCAAGACGGAGCAGUACAUGGGAGCGAUGGAACAACUGUUAGCGGCGGCCAUUGGUGGUGUUCUCUUCUCAUUAUUUUCUGGUCAACCGUUGACGAUCCUUGGUGCAACUGGUCCCAUGCUGGUCUUCGAAGAAAUUCUUUUUAAAUUCUGCGAUAAAACCCAACUUGACUAUAUGCCAUUUCGCAUGUGGAUUGGCCUUUGGACAUGCUUCUUUUGCUUGGUACUUGUCGUAACUGAUGCAAGCGCACUCGUGCGAUAUUUCACUCGUUUUACGGAGGAAUCAUUUGCCACACUCAUUGGCUUGAUUUUUAUUUAUGAGGGAGGUCGCAAGCUUUUCAUUUUGCUAAAUGAAUGGCCGAUCCCGAACGACAACGACCACGAGCAGUCUUGUGAAUGCAUGAUAAUGAAUAAUGUUAACGGUACAAAUGGUACAUUGAAAAUGACUUAUGUGUCGUCCAACAAGUCUAUUUUUGACUGUGAUCUUGAUGGUGAUGAAACACUUCAUGGCAACGGUUGUGGUGGCGCUGUGUUUCUUCUCUCGGCGAUAUUAACACUUGGAACAUUUUUCUUGGUCAUCAAAUUGAAGAGUUUUAAGACUUCAAGUUUUUUUCCGACCAAGGUGCGUAAAGUUGUUUCUGAUUUUGCCGUCAUAAUAUCUGUAAUGAUCAUGGUUGGAGUGGACGCAGCACUUCAUGUUGGUACCCCCAAACUGAACAUUCCCCACGACUUUCAGCCAACUAAUGCUGCAAAACGCGGUUGGCUUAUACAUCCACUUGGUAAGAAUCCCUGGUGGACAAUCAUCGCUGCAUCUAUCCCGGCGUUACUUACGACCAUAUUGGUAUUUAUGGAUCAACAGAUUACUGCAGUUAUUGUCAACAAGAGAGAACAUAAGCUAAAGAAAGGAGGUGGCUAUCAUUUAGAUUUUACGAUCGUCGCAAUAGGCAUUGGCAUCUGCUCCAUUCUUGGUCUGCCUUGGGUUGUCGCUGCUACUGUGUUAUCGUUGGCUCAUGUUCAAAGUUUAUUCGUAGAAUCAACCUGCACAGCGCCUGGUGAAAGACCUAAAUUUUUAGGAGUUAGGGAGCAGCGUGUUACUGGAACUGUUGUUUUUAUUUUGGUUGGUUUUACUGUCUUUUUGGGAAAAGUAUUGAAGUAUAUUCCAAUGCCUGUGUUGUAUGGAUUAUUUAUUUACAUGGGAGUGUCGGCCUUGAAAGGUGUACAGUUGUUCGAGAGAAUAAAGAUAUUUUUCAUGCCUGCAAAACAUCAACCGGACCGAGUAUAUCUAAGGAAAGUUCGUAUCCAUCGGAUUCAUAUUUUUACUGGCAUUCAAGUGUUUUGUUUGGUCGCAUUGUGGUUAAUCAAGAAAACACCUGCUGGAAUCACCUUUCCUCUCAUGGUACUUGCACUUGUAGCAGUUCGCAAGUUGAUGGAUAACAUAUUUACGAAACAUGAAUUAGAAAUUCUUGAUGACGUUAUACCAGACUCUAUCAAGAAAAAGAAGAUCGAUGAAGCUGAUGACGAGCAUGAAGAUUCUUUGGAGCCUGCGGUGAAGUUCAAUGAUAGCGGCAUCAAUAUAUCUGAAGAGCUAAAAAAUUGCACCAUUUGGAAAUCAAUGGAAGGAAAUAAGCAACAAACAUCAACUGAAAACGAUUGCGAUGGUAGUGGUGUACGCGAACGUAAACAUAAACACAAACACAAACAUAAACAUAAACAUAAACACAAGCGUUCUAGACAUCGUAGCGAGGAACGUAAAUUAUCGACUUUUGCGGAUGCACCAGAUCUGGAAACAUCGGCCAAUGUUGAUGACUCCGGUUCAGCUGUCAUUCCACUGGUUACGUUGUCUUCUGUGGAUGAGCAAAACCAAGUAUUUGAAGAGAAUUUGCAAAAGGAUAAUGUUGAUGUGCUUCACGUUAAGGAUACGAAACCACUCAGGCCAUUAAGUGUUUAAAGUAUGUACCAUAUUAAUGGAGUUAAUGUUUGGUCUAGAUGUGUGGAAGGAAAUGGAUUAUAAUGAAAUCCAUUUUGUCAGUGUAUUGACCAAAAUGAAUGUAAAACUAAAACUAUUUUUACAGUUUUAAAACCGCAACCUUUAAACUGUGCUUUGUAAUUAAAAAUUAUAAAAUGAUUUCUAUAAUUAUUUACAUUGCUCCAUCUAGUGGCGGCGCCAACUUGAUAAAUGAAGAGGCUCGUAUUCUCAAAUGUAUUGUUAAUGUGAUUACAAGUUGCAACAUGUAUGUAUGAAUAUGGUAUCCCAAUUAUAUAAACACUGGCGCUGCCAAUGGUCUAUUUUUCAUUAAUUUUUAAACACGGAACGUUUGAGGAGUCAAGACUUUAUUACAAUUUUAAUACAACGUGAAUUUCUCUGUGAUACUAAUUAAAAGCGAUUAAAAUAAAUAUAUGGAUGGAUUUAUGAAAAA
Molecule: messenger RNA, 4122 nt
Organism: Xenia sp. Carnegie-2017
Lineage: Eukaryota; Metazoa; Cnidaria; Anthozoa; Malacalcyonacea; Xeniidae
Product: sodium bicarbonate cotransporter 3-like
Exons: 19
Coding region: 60-3653 (1197 amino acids)
Biological process (GO): monoatomic anion transport; bicarbonate transport; regulation of intracellular pH
Cellular component (GO): plasma membrane
Molecular function (GO): solute:inorganic anion antiporter activity; monoatomic anion transmembrane transporter activity; sodium:bicarbonate symporter activity
Source: RefSeq, a predicted model, not a curated record